Molecule: messenger RNA, 11753 nt
Organism: Xenopus tropicalis (tropical clawed frog)
Lineage: Eukaryota; Metazoa; Chordata; Amphibia; Anura; Pipidae
Source: RefSeq
GAAGCAGGAAGCGCUAAGAAGUAUGAAACCCGGGCCGGAGCCCUGUGUGCCGCAUUCAUAAGAAAACCAGUGUCUGGAUGCAUGUGAAGUGUUCAAAAUGUCUGAGGACUAUUUGCAAAGUGCAAAUUCCAUUUAUAAGCCCUCAGACCAUAUUCAUUCAGAUUCUGAACAGGAAUCUCUAUUGGGAGAACAUCGCGUAAAACCAUAUCGUAUCCAUAAGCCAGUGGACCAUUACUGCUGCACAUACAUUAUAUUUUUCCUUCUUGGCAUUGGGACUUCCUUGCCUUGGAACUUUUUUUGCACUGCAAAACACUACUGGAUAUACAAAUUCAGAAAUUGCACAGACGCACCACUAAUAGAGCGACACGAUGCCUCCGACAUAAGCGACUACUUUGAAAGCUAUUUUUCCAUUGCUUCAGCUGUUCCAUCGGUGCCAUGCCUCAUACUAAAUUUCUUUCUUGUCAACAGGGUUUCUUCCAAAGUGCGAAUCCUCUCUUCUUUAGUGGUCAUUCUGCUAGUUUUUGUAUUGACCACAGUGCUGGUAAAAGUUGAUACAUCUGCUUGGACUAAGGAAUUCUUUGUGUUGACUCUGUCAUGUGUGGUCAUUCUCAGUGGAGCAGCAAACAUUCUAGCCGCCAGCAUCUUUGGCAUAACUGGACAGUUCCCAAUGAAAAAUUCUCAGGCUUUAGUAUCUGGUAAGAUCGUAUUAGUAUGUGGUGGCUAAGAUUAAUAAGCAUGGUUGGAUUUUGGUAUGUCAGUUUAUUUUGCCAUGUCCACUGUUUAUUUUAUUUAAAUUAUAAAUCCUUUUUUAUUUAAUUUGUUUUGGUGGCAAUUGUUAUAGAUAAUAGAUUUCCAUAUUAGAAAGUUUUUCUUGGCCUACUUCUCAGGAGACCGAAACUUAAGUUAAGGGCUUUGUGACCCAAAAUCCAGAUUAGAAUUUCAAUACUAUUUUCUGUUGUAGAAGGAAAUGUCACAUCAUUAAAGACGAUCUGGGCAUUGCAGCUAUUGACAGUCAUCCAGUAGCUGCCCUUAACUGUAUGUAUAAUAGAUUCAGAUCUAUACAUAUAAACAAAUCUGAGUUGCAACUUGCAACCCAAUGAUAGUUUCGGAAGUGUCUCACAGUCUUUGUUAUUUUCAGCCGUAAUCUGAGUCUCCAUGUUUCUAAACAUCACACAUGAAAUACAAAAAUAAUGAGUGGACUAGUGCAGACUUUAACGAUGUUACUAUGGCUGCAUUAAUCAUAUAUUAAAGAGGUACUGACAUCAGAAAUGAAACCUUUUUUACAUCUAUGAUAACAAUGUAUUUGCAUGCUAUUUAUAAUUUUGCCAUAAAAGUAUUUGUCCGAUGCUUUGAUAUUAUCUGAUCCCCCAUGUUCCUCUAUCAGGGGGCUACCAUAUUUGUGCAGCAGGAGUCUGUUAGCAUUGGACGCUAUAACUGACAGGCUGAGAAGGGACAGUCACGUUGGCAAAACAGUCAGGUUUAGGAACUUCAAGUAACAGUUACUUACAGAAGCCGACCUAUUGGCAAAGAAUGGUCAACAUGACCUUUAGGUAACUUUUUAUGUAGAUUCAUAUUUUAAAACGUUGUUUUUUGGUGUCAGUAUUACUUUAAGCGCCAGCACAGUCAUGGCAUUGAGCGGGAUGUUAGUAGUGCCUUGCAUUUGUAUUUUUGAGAAACAAAAAAAAAAUUUAGAAAUGCUUAGCUAUUCCUUGUACCCAGGAUUCUAAAAGACAUGCAUUUUCAAUACUGAUUUAUUUUCAGUGGCAAUGCAGAGGAAUGUUUAGAAAAAACACCUAAACUGAAUUAAAGUGUAAAUUUCAGGUUGAUUAUAUAUAUAAAUAGUUUCCAUGGAAUAAACCAUGAGCAGGUUUCACCCUUCAUUUCUGAAUCACCGUAGCAAGGGUUUCUCAUAAAAUGAGAGCAAGAUAAGCAGGCAUCUUCUACUUUAGCUGCUAUUAAAUUUAUUUCAGCUAUUACAAGUGAGUUGCAGCCAUAUUUUGGACAUUUGAGGUAGCCCAGAAUUUCCUAUCUUAGUAGGAUUAGAUGUUACCCACUUAAUUAAAGCUUUCUGUAUAAAUGCUGUCCCUUGUUUUCUAAGGUUUCCCUUUAUUUUGUUGGUUACCUGCUCAUAAUUCAUAGCAGAUUAGUUGUACAGGUAUAAAAGGAGUGUUUGCAAAUUCCUCCUGUCACAGAUAUGUCAGAUGGGUUAAAGUUUUGGUAAACAAUUCACAUUUUAUUUGAAUGUUAGUGGGAAUGUUUAAGCUUGCUUCUUGUGACACAGAAUUGGGUUCUAUCAAGUCCAAAUGACAGGAAUAGUUGCAUUGACUAUUGAACUGUGACUAUCAAGAAAUCAAAGAACCUUAUUGCUUUUAUUGCUAUUCUCUGUGAUAAGCCAACACUAGGGGGCAAAAAAUAAAGUGAUCCUUUAUAGAAGAAAGACAUUGGAAUCUAAAAGCUGUCAAGUUUAAUUAGUCAGUGGAAGUCAGUAGAAAGUGUAUGUGAAAAUUUUAAGAAGUUUUAUUUAUUUUUUUAAACAUUCAUGUUUUACAUCCUCAUUGAAAACACCGUACAAUUUACAUUUGUGUCGUUUGAUUUUUUUCCCCCCGACUACUCCAUUUGAGUCUUUUUAAAAAAAUAUGUUAGUGGUCAAGAAGUAAAAAAAAAAGGUUACUUGAGUUUUGUUGAGGUAUUUUUGUUCUGCAAUUCUGAUAAAACAGAAUCCCCCUGUUGCCUUUGUUUAUAGGAGCAUUUUGCCAAGAUGGCACACUAAAAUAUAUAAACAGUCUUAUUGGAAUAACUACAAAAAAAGGAAGUUUUCAUAUUACUAGGUAUCUGGCAUCCGCCCAAUAAAAACAAAUCUGGAAGCAAAAUAUCACAAUCUUCUCUUGCUUCUUUUUCAAUUCAUAUCCAAUAAUUGCAAUAUCUUAAUAAUCACUAAGCAUAUUAAUUCCAAGAUCUGCUCUUCAGAGAGAGAAUUCUUUUGGAAACGAGGCUGGAUUGCUGCUUUUAGCCUGUGAAUGUAACUGCCAUUACCAGCAGUAAAAAUGGCCAAGCUGCAGGCUCUCCUCUUUUCCAGUCAUUUCUGUGCUCUUUUUAAAUGAAAUAAUCUUGCCUUGGUUCAUCUUCAUUUGCAUAUUUGAUAAGAUGACGAGCAUGGUUUUGACUGAUGUGUCCCCUGCAGGAUUAUUUUAUGGUGCAUCUUUCUGCUCUUCCUCAUAACCAUUUUCUAAGUUAAAAACAGUUCUUCUACUUAUUAUCUGUCUCUCCCUUAGGGCAUUUUUAUGCAUUUGUUUAAGAUUUUGAAGGGCUUCAGUUUCAUUUGGUGUCUUUGCUUCUCUAUUGAUAGUGUAGAAUAGGAAUAUACGGAAUCAGUUCCCUAUUAAUGAAAUGAAUGAGACCAGAGCUUUUAUAUUGGUAUAUUUUGCUUGCCAGAUGGCUGCAUGUAACAUUAGUUACAUGCACUAAAUCCAACAAUACUUUUAUGAAGCAAAUCAUGAUGUAGAAAAGCUCUCUAUUACCAAUGUAAAUGGAUAUACACUUCCAAGAAUCCUGAAAAGCCACUAGUAAACACUUGAACAUUUGAGCACAUUGCAUUUACCUCAAGGAAAGCUGUAAAGCACUUUACUGGAAAGCUCAGUGAGUUUAUGAGUUGGCUCCAGAAAUUAAAGGCGAAUGUUCACCUUCAGACAUUGCACCUGAAGCCAAUCCUGCACUGGGCAUGGAAUAAGAAGACUGUACCAGAAGAACACAUAAGUAAAGACACUACACAAGCAAACUGAUGCCAUAAGAGUAAGAAUAAUAACCAACAUAAAUGAACAACUUAUGUUGUCCUUAACACAGUACAGCGUAUAAUUAUAGGGCAGCGUGUUGUUUCCCAGGGUGAAUUUUUUUUUUCUAUUUUACUUUUUUUUUUCACUUUUUCUUUCUCUUUGUUUUACCAACAGAAAAGUCAGUAAGACAUAAUUUUAUAUGGGAUUUACCAAAUAAACUUUAUUAGCUACAGGGGAUUACUUCUCUGAACAUGUGGCCACCUUUUCGGGAUUGCUUCUCUGAACAUGUGUCCAUGUUUUCAAGGGUUAGAUAGUCUUGAUAAAUAAAUCUACUGAUGGGACACUGUUAAAUGUAUCUUGCUUUUAUGAGGGCUAAGCAACACUUUUCUGUUUUGGGGGUCACAGUGGGAGAGUCAGCAUCCAUCAUGGAAGCCAUUGUUAACCUUCUGGGUAUGGUACAAUAGACUGCACCUGUAUCUCUGACAUAUGGCUGCCAGUGCAAAAAGGGAGACAUUAGUACUCAUGGGUCUGUGUAUCUGUGUAUCUAAACUUUAUAAACUCAUGUAGCUGCAGUAGCUUGCUAUAGCUGUUAGGGGCUUUGCAUUUUCAUCUGUUCUGGACCAGUCAAGAUGUAGUCAGAUGUAAUUGUUAAGCAAGCAAUAAUAAAAAGCAGUUGUGUUUUUUUUGCUUUGCUUGAUAUAUUAUGAUCACUUGUUUUUAGCGUCCAUGUAAUUUUUUAUUUUAUUGAUGAAAAAGGCAAUACCUAUGUUCCAGAACACUGAAGCAACCUACAAUUACUGGAACAGUGAUCCACACUCUGGCUUUAACAGAGAACUAAACCCUAAAAAACAAAUAUUGGUAGAAAUGCUGUAUUUUGUAUACUGAUCUUACUUCACAAGCUUAAAGUUUCAGCAUCUCUUUAACAGUAAUGAUCCAGGUCUUCAAAGUUGUGCACAGGUGCUCCCUCUUUUGGAUUCUGUUAUAAUUGUCAGUGACACUGCACUUGCUCAGUGUGCUCUUGCAGAUGAAAGGGAAGCUAAGCUUUGGGGCUGUCACAAGAUUCACAUGUCACAGAAGCUGCAGUGCUCAUAAUUAAAUUCUGAAGCAAAUUGUAUUAUGACAGGUUAAUAGAGAAUCUCAAAAUAUAAUGGAUAGCAUUUCUACCUUCCUUCCACACACAGAAUGAUCAUACUUUCUAGCAACAUACUUCUUAAAUUCUAGAGCAAAGUCAUUAGAAACUCAUUAUAUAGCUGUAUUGUUGUUCUAUAAAGCAAACAUUUCUUUUUCUCUCUCUUCAGGCCAGGCGAUGGGUGGCAUUGUAAGUGCACUGGCAGCCAUAUUAGACCUGAGUGUCGCAUCCAAUGUUACUGACAGUGCUCUUGCUUAUUUCCUCACUGCAGUCAUUUUCACGAUUAUAUGCAUCAUUGUAUAUCUGAUUCUUCCCAGAAUGGAAUAUUCCAGGUAACAGAUCUAAACCUGUAACCAUGUUAUUUUCCCUGUUUUCUCUAAUUAGAAUAUAAAGAGGUUUCUGUGUAAUUAUGUUUUUGCUCAUUUUCAGCAAAGGUGUUUUAAAUUCUGCUUUCAGAUUCUGCCAUGCCAAAAGCUCCAUUGUUCACUUUUGCCUUAUCUCUCUCAAAAAUACAGCAGUAACACCUGUCUUAAAUGGUUUUCACCAUUAGUAGGGAGAGAUACAGCAGUAGAAAGACAUUAUUUGGUAUCUGAUUUUAUAUCUAUUGCUUCAAAACAGAAAUGAGAGUUCUGUAUUGCCCCAAUUAAUAUAAUGUUGCCUGUGUUUGGUAGCACAGCACAUGCAAGUUACAGAGUGGCAGUGGGCUUGGCCCACAACAGGGAUUUAGCUGCCUUGCGUAUGCUGACACUGAGCUCUGCAUAUUGCCAUAUUUUCUAUCCAGCAUAAGGGGUAGAGUGUAGCCAGAUCCUGGAGAGAAGUGCUCUAAGGACUAAGGUGUGGGCUUUUGCACCCUUUAGUGCUCUUGCUUCAUGGUCUAAGCACAGGUAUGGUAUCCUUUAUCCAGAAAUCAGUUAUACAGAAAGCUCCUGAUCAUGAAAAGGCCAUCUCCAAUAAGGUUCAUUUUAACCAAAUAAUUCAAAUUUUCAAACACUAUUCUCUGAUAAAACAAUACUAUGUACUUGAUCCUAACUAAGCUAAAUACAUUUAUAUUGGUUGCAAAACACUUCUACUGGGUUUAUUUAAUGUUUAAAUUAUUUUUUUAGUAAACUUAGUAGAUCCCUCAUCUGGAAAACCCAAGGUCCCAAGCAUGAUGAAUAACGGGUCCUAUACCUGUAAAUGAUCCCUAUAGUAAGGGGUGCUGCUACCAUUAGGCAACUCCAGAAAAUACCCUGCCAUAGACUAUACUGAGAAUUGCCUCUGCUAAAACACACACAGAGAAAAUUAUUAGUAAAUGAGUAGCUGCUACUAGUAGCUCUGUGUGUCUUCACCCUAAAUGAGUCACAAUAGUGGUUGGACACAGGACUGUACUAUUUAGGAGCUGAUAAGGGUACUUUGCUAAUGCAUGGAGUUUUUUCAUUGUAAAAAUGUGUCUGGUAGCAGAUUUUAAGCUUUUACUGCAGAAAUGAACAUCUCUAUCUCGGAAAAACAAAACCACAGAAUGAAGCAUGAGUUUCAGGUACAAGUUCCAUUUCCUUCAGAUAACAUGUCUGUGCGGCUGCGCUGUAGAAAAGGAGAACUGAUAUUGGCAGCAUUAAUGCUUGGUUUCACUCUGCUUACUCCCAUUAAAAUGCUUUUUUACACUUAUUCCUUCUGCCAAAUCUGCUUGAUUGGGUAAAAAAAAACAACAGGCAUUCUGUCAUAUGUAUUCCUUUGCUUAAAACAAAUCCUGUUUAGUUUCUGAUUUAUCCACAUCCUUUUUUAUGUGUUUUUGUAUAUUAUAAAUAAUGUGGGUUGUGGCGCAACACGUCUGUGAUUUUUUUGACCAUUUCCUGUAGAAAGAGUUUGCUUACAAGUCUCAAUUGUUUUAUUACUAAUAGAUAUUGCAUACAGGCCAACUGUUUUUGACCAAAUAUUCCCAGAUAAAUGCUGUACAUGUCUGUAAAUCCAUUGGCUUGCCCAAACUCCAGUGCACAUAUGCAGCCAUUGGCUUGUCCAUGUGUAAUCAGCAUUGAUAUAUUGUUUCACUUACUUACAAUAAAACUAUGAUAUUUGUAGAUAUGAUUGUUUUUAUAUUCUGAUAACAUAUCAAAUGGACUCAUGAUGAAUUUGUAUAUGUGCAUGUUAUGUUAGGAUUUUAGAUUGUAAACUCCACUGUGGCAGGACUGAUGCAAAUGAUGAAUAGACUAUCUAUUAUACUUGGAAGGGUCUUCUGGAUAAUUGGUAUUUCAACAAUAAGGAACACCAUUCCAUACUAAAAAUAUUUAAACCUUGAAAAAACUCAAAAAGAUUGUUUUUCCAUUGCCAUGGAUUGAUGUUACUAGCCUUUACAUUCGGAUCCCCCGUGUUCCUCUAUGAAGGGGCGGUCAUAUUUGUGCAUUAAAAGUUACAGAUUUUGAAGUAACACACGAAGCGGCCCAUUUACCAAUAUUACAUUUUUUGGGGGAUUAAAAUACGAUAUGGUAAAAAUUCAGAGUAACCACGAUAAUUUCUCAAGUUCUAAAAUGCUUUUAAUGUUUGUAAGAAAGUAUCGCAAUUGCGUUCCGAAAGUCACAAUAUUUUUGUGCCGAAAAGUUUGUUAAGCCACGAAAACCUUUCUGGCUUUGAUGCCUUCCAUGUCUGGCUUUGGAAGCCUUCCAUAGGACUCAAUGGGACUCGACAGAUAGUCCGAAGAAAGUGUAAUCAAAGCGUUAACGAAUUCCGAAAUGUUCGUAUUCUUUGCACAAAGUACAAUUUUUCGUGGAAAUUUAACAAAAGCCAUUUUGUAUAUAUUCCGAAAUGUUCUAUAAGUUAAAAAAAGUUAGAAAAAAUAAGAAAUUAUCUCAAAAUUGUUUAGUAAAUGGGCCCCUUAAAAUCAGACAGCUGUUCUAAGAAAAUCUGCCAAUUGGUCUCCAUAACCUUGUAGCCUCACAGAAUGAUAGUUUUUUGGCUGCCAGGGUUGGUGACCCCCAAUUAAAAGCUAGAAGAAUGCAGGACUACAAAAAAUGAAGACCAAUUAAAAACAAACUAUGAUAUAAAACAUACUGUAACAUUUACUGGCCUUUUAAAGGGGUAGUUCACCUUUAAGGUCAUUUUUAGUAUGUUAUAGCAUGUCUUUUUCCUAACAACUCUGCAACUGGUCUUCAUUAUUUACUCAGGCUGCAUUUUUAUUGUUAUUAUUACUUUUUUUUAUUAUCUUUCUAUUCAGUCUUCCACCUAUUCAUAUUACAGUCUCUCUUUUAAACCACUGCUCAGUUGCUAGGAUAAACAAGACCGUAGCAACCAAUUGGCUGCUGAAAUACCAAAAUGUAGAGCUGCUGAAACAAAAGACUAAAUAACUGAAAAACCACAUAAUUAAAGACCAAUUGCAAAUUGCCUAAGAAUAUCAAUAUAUACAUCAUACUUAAAUGUAAUUUAAAUGUGAAGCAUCCCAUCAAGGGGAAAGCCAUGGAAGGGAAACUGAAUGUAUAUAGUUGAUACAGCUGCACCCCUCUCAGCAAAUACAAAUUAUGUUGAGUAUAGAUGAGUAUAUUAUUGUUGCCUGAUGGUUGCACAUCACCUCACCUCUGAGAUUAUAUAUAAAUAUAUAAUAGAGAUCUGCCUGGUACAUAGUAUUUACAAGGCAGUUAGAGUACAGGUAAGAACAUUCAGAUUAAAGUUAACCUCCCUGUCAUUUAUUGUAGGUAUUACCUGAGCAUCUCUAAUGACAAACCCUCCAGUUCUUCACUUGAAACUGCUGCCGCCGGAGACAAUCACUCUUCAUUGAAUAGCAACUCUCCUCCAAUAGGCCCCAUCCUGAGAAAGGUCUCAAUGCUAGCAACCUGCUUGUUCUAUACCUUCUUCAUCACCAUAAUCAUCUUUCCAACUAUCUCUGCAAGCAUAGAGUCUGUUAACAGUAAAAGUGGCAGCAUCUGGACAACUAAAUAUUUCACUCCCAUCACAUGUUUCCUCAUAUAUAACUUUUCUGACUUUUGUGGUCGUCAGAUCACAGCAUGGAUCCAGAGCCCUGGGCCCAAAAGCAAGAUUCUGCCCACCCUGGUUUUUCUCCGUACUUUAUUUAUUCCCUUGUUUAUGUUCUGCAAUUACCAACCCAGAAAGCACAUCGAUAAAGUGUUUUUUCAGAGUGAUGUCUACCCAGUACUUUUUAUCGCACUCCUUGGCUUAAGCAACGGAUACCUGGGAACACUCUCAAUGAUAUAUGGUCCAAAAGUUGUCCCAAAGGAGUUAGCUGAAGGCACAGCCAUUAUUAUGUCUUUCUUUUUAGGCUUAGGCUUGGCUGUGGGGUCCGCCUUCUCUUCCCUUGCGCAAUUGAUCUAGACUUUCAACAGUCAGCCGUUCCUGGAGUAUUAGAGGACCAGCGUGGGAAAAGGGCAUUUUGUGACCACUUUCGUAAAGUUUAAAACUUUUUCCGAAUUUUAUUAUAAAAGGACCUAAACCGAAAGCAAAAUGACUGUUUUGUGCAUGAGAAAAUGUGUUUAAUGCUUUUAUUCAUGUUUUUAUAAUUGCAGUUACUUCACCAAGUCCUGUUUGUCAUCAUCUGAAGUUUGUAUUUGUACAAAUAAUUUUUUUAUACCACCAGCAUAUGUUUUUACAUUUUUGAUUACAUUUUACUGCAAGAUAUAGAUCAGAGAGGACUAUCAUGAGGAAUUAAAUAGCAGCUUCUAGAGAAUCCUGGGAAUUGUAGCUGGUGUUCCACUGGUUGGACAUCCAUGGUUCUGGUGAAAUGGAAGCAAGGAGCAUUAAUAACCUCUGAAGCUAUUUUAACUGUUUUGCUAUAAUAAUUUUCAUGUAUGCACUUUUUUAAUUACAAAGGAAAUUUGGAAACAUUUGCUGCCUUUGAUCUACUUGGUUUUGUUUACAAGAGGAGUGAAACUUUUCACAAAGGCCACACCAACUUAACAAAGGCAGCUUUCAGGAGGUCAUAGGAAACACCACUGGCUAUUUUAAAGGGACAGUAUUUUGUUUACCAAAAGCACAAUAAAUAGGUUUGGUGCUCAGAUUCCAUUCUGCCUCUUCUAAUUUAAAAAAUCCCUCAUUUUCUCACAGACCAUGUUGUUUUUACACUUAUUACCUCCCCACCCCUUCUGUAAUCAGAAUAAGUUGUUUAAAUAAAUCUAAUGAGCUCUAUUUAAACAAACCCCUACUUUCCCCAAGUGGCAGCUCUGCCUUAUAUGGGGCUGCCUAGCAGAGAGGAGUUCAUUAUACAGGCAGAAGGCUAAUUUGCUACCUGUGUCCUCUCCCAGAAUGAGAAGUAGCAGAAUGAAAGUCAUUUUACGUCACUGUUUCUGUGAAGUAAACUGUUGUUUAGUGUACGAAGUUAAAACCAUAGACAUUUUUAUAGAAAAGGGCAAUAUUAUUUAUUUAUAAACAUUUUUUACACAAGCCCUAUCCAUUGAACUAAUUUUGAGCAAGUGGUAAUACUCUCUCUUUUAAAGUGAGAAGCCUGCAGGGCUGAACAAGAGAAGGAUGCAUCAGCUCUAAGCCACUGUGAAUUACCGAGCCGCUGUGUGUUUGGUAUCCCUCCACAUCCUUGUGUGGCCUGUAUUCUCACUGUGUGUAUGCAGAACCUGUUUAUGAAUGGGUACACACUCCAGUCAUUAGUAGGGAAAAUAUCCCUGAUAUUACUGUUGUGCUGCCCAUGUAUCUGAGCUAUACUGGUAAAUGCACCUCACAGUCUCAGGUGUCCAGUUUAGGGUUUUUAUGUUUUUAAAUACUAUUUUACAUGUGUUUUAGACAGGACAGUGUGGGUGUUAAGAACAUCUAUUCUCUGUAUAUCUGACUUUAAAUGUACGUGUAUGAGCCACCAUAUUGCUUCCUUUAACCUGGCAAUUACACAGACUUCAGGGGAUCCUUAUGGAAGACUGUAUGGAUCCUCAUGAUAUAAGGUCUGUUCGCUAGUUUUAUUCACUAUACUACAUGAUCAAGGGCCAAAUUAUAAUAAAAUGUUGAAGUCAUCUGAAGAGGUCAUUGUAGCUCUAUAGCAGUCUGAGGGACAAAAUUCUCUUGAACCUCCCGCUGGGUGCACUUGUGUAACCUAAUAGCUCAUACUUGUAUGUAUAGACACAGAUAUGCAGAUGACAAAUAUUCUGUGAUUAUAAUGAUCUAUUCUCCCAAUGAACUUUCAUGUUUCCUGUAGCCACACUGAGUAUUGUAUAACCUCCCACUAGCAGAUAAUGGCCUGUGAGCAAUGUGUAUAAGAGCUUCCCAUUAAAGCAAAUUUAACAACUUAUGAAGAUUCCUAGUGUUCUGAUCAGCACAACUAUAUGGGGCAAUAGCUGCUGUUAAAAUGCCUUGUGUGAGUAUUUUUGCCUGUGGUUUUGUAGUCGGCCAAAGGGAUGCUGUGCCACUUUCCAAGUUAAAUCUAAUUUUUUGUCUGAACUGACCUUCUGGGUUUGCCUGGCAUGGCUUUCUUGUUUCUAUGCCAGUGCAGUAUGCAUUCACACUACACCCAGGAUACGGAGAGGGAGGCCUUUGCCUGUAAAAUCCAGAAUGUAAAUUUUAAAAAGAGAGGUCUAGGUAUAGUUCUGCUGGCCAUGGGAAAUGGCAAGAAUAGUUGUAGGCCCUACUGAAACUCCACUGCAUUACCUUUUAUUCUGCCUUUAAAAGCCUUUCUGUUGUUUUAGAUAGAGAAUAGUACAGAUAUACAUUAAUAACAUGGGAUGAGUAGCUAUGUAUCUGUGCUAUAAGCAUAAGUGGGAUUAGGGUUUAAUAGAACCAGAUUGUAAAAUUACACUAACAGUGAUAUGAGUUCCUCAUGCAGAAACGGUCUUUUGUUAUAUUUGUAAAGCUGUUUUAAAUAUUUUUAUGCCAGUAAAUUUUCCUUUGUACGAUGUUGCAUAAUGUGAUAGGAGCAUUAUCAAAUAAACAGUUAACUGGAA